Molecule: messenger RNA, 2037 nt
Organism: Marmota monax (woodchuck)
Lineage: Eukaryota; Metazoa; Chordata; Mammalia; Rodentia; Sciuridae
Product: KAT8 regulatory NSL complex subunit 3-like
Biological process (GO): positive regulation of transcription by RNA polymerase II
Cellular component (GO): NSL complex
Source: RefSeq, a predicted model, not a curated record
GGUGGGCAGAGGAACUUCUAGAAUUCAGCUUGUCCCAUGGGCACCUCAGUGCUCUUCCAGAUCAGAGAGUGGGACCCAGUUUUUCUGGACCACAGCUAUGCCAAGCCAUGGAAUGCCAAACCAGAUGCCAGUAGUGCCCACCCCACCUGCAUGACCUUUGUUACUCCCCUGAAGCAGCACCAGGAUACCAUAGAAUCAGAUGUCCCAAUAGAUGUGGAGAUGGUCAUGUCGUCUCCCAUGCAACUCUAUGACAACCAGAAGGUGUGCUGCAUGAUGAAUGAGUGUGAACAACACAUCAUCUUUGCCAGGCCUGAUGCAGAUGCCCCUCCUCCACCAGAGCACUGGGAGGAGCAUGUCAAUAAUAUCCCCUUUAGGACUGACUGGACAGUGGCCCAGAACACACUAUUCAACAAGAUCCUCAAAGCCCUGCAGUCUGACCAACUUGCCCGCUUGGCCAACGAAAGGGCUUGUAAUGAGCCAGUGCUGCAUCAUGUAGCUGUGGACAAGUGUGCAAGGUGGGUGCGGCAGGCCCUGGCCAGUGAGAGUUGGGACACCAAGAUGAUCCAGUGGCUGCACACGACCCUGAUGGAGACCUUGAGUCUGCCCAUGCUGGCUGCCUACAUGGAUGCUUUGCAGACACUGAAAGGGAGGAUCCCAACCUUGAUUGACCGCAUGCUUGUGUCACUCAACACAAAGACUGGGGCCAAAGGAACUGAGGCCUUGUCGCUGCUGCUGAAAAGGUCCUGGGACCCUGCUGCAGGGGUGCUUCUUCAUGACAAGCCAAGGAAACUCCCUGGCUUUCCGAUUUUUAUCACCUCCUCAGGCCCCUCUAACUCUGCAUUCCCCACCUCACGCGGCCACGGCUUCUGGAAAUCUCAGCUGUGCUGCUUAGGCAAGGUCAUCCCUGUCGCCACCCAUCUGCCAAAAAAUGGCAGUGGAGUGGGCCUUCUGCAGUGUCUUGAGCAUAUUAUCAGGGCAGUGAGAAGCAAAGUUUUGGAGAUUCACCGCCAUUUCCCACACAAACCCAUCAUUUUGAUUGGCUGGAACAUGGGAGCUUUGGUGGCCUGUCAUGUGUCAAUCAUGGAAUAUGUCACUGCUGUUGUCUGCCUUGGGUUUCCUCUGUUCACUGUGUAUGGCCCCCGGGGUGAUGUGGAUGAUCCCCUCUUUGAUAUGAAGACUCCAGUCCUCUUUGUUAUUGGUCAGAAUUCCCUGAAGUGUCACCCUGAGGCCAUGGAGGACUUCUGGGAGAAGAUCUGUGUGGAAAACAGCUUGGUGAUCAUUGGGGGAGCUGAUGAUGAUCUCAUAUGGGUAAGAAUAAGCAAGGCAAAGAAGAAAUCAGAAGUGUUGUCUCAAAGGAUGGUGGACAGAUGUAUUCAGGAUGAGAUUGUGGACUUCCUGAUGGGAGUGCUUACUUGCUGUAAUGGUCUCAUGGGCUGUGAGCCUUGGCAUCAGGAUGCUGAGAAGAAGAAGCCUCAUGAUGUGGCCUGCAGAGACUUGGCAUUUGAAGUCCUUGAGUGGGGCAGUCAAUCUGCUUCCCCAGCUGCCAUGCUGCCCUCCUCACCCUUGCGCUCAGAGGAUCUUUCCAGAGUGUCCAGUAGCCACACCUCCUAUUCCAUGACCAUCAUGCCCACAAUGACCUCUGCUCAGAAGUCAAGAAGGUGCUCCCAGAUGCCCAAGAGAGAUGUGCAGUGGAAAAAAUCUAUGCUGACCCACAAACCAGCCCAGGGUAUAGGCUCAGGGACCAGUGGCCUCUCUCAAGUUCUUUCUACUGCAGUGGUUUCACAUGGCAUUUAGAAAGCACUGGGUCUGCAGCUUUGUCCAGGAGGAUACGAGAGGCUCCUUUCCCACCUUCCUGUCCAGGCAGAAUUAGGUUGCAAUGAGUGGCUGUUGUGCCUGCAGCUUCCAGGAAGCAAAUGGGGAGGCAGAGGUGGGGAGGACACAGGCAAGGAAUCAACCAAAGGCAGCGGGCACAGCACACAAAGGAGCAGCAGAGCAAGAGCCACAAUGAAAGAUCCAGUAGGAGAGAAGGAGGAAAAC